CCACCAGAACCACAAUAUGCAUAUCUUAUAAUCUUUCUCCAAUUUACGGACUUAAUUAUUGUUCUCCGUAGUUUAUAUAGUGUUUAUUAUUAAUAUAGUGUGUUAUUUAAUAGACCCGCCUACUAAAUAAAGAUUAAACUUCAAGUCCAGGGUCACAUUUUCUGAAGCCAUUGCCAAUUUAAUACAUCAGUUAACGCACAAAGGCUACGUUAAUCGGAUACUUAUUAACUAUGCACAAUCUGUGUAAAUAAAUAAUUAAAAUUCUAUUGUGCGAAAAACCGAAGGAUAAACCAAUUAUACAAAUAAUUACAUCAAUAGUAUACGAUAUUCCGGCAGAUAUUAAAGAAUAUCAAAUAAAAUAACAAUGAAAAAAAUUAUAGUAUUAAUGCUAUUUGUUUUUGAAGCAAUGUGUGGGUCCCAAAAAUGUGAAGAAGUUAUUGUAGACACCGAAGAAGUGAAGGGUCAGUGUUGUUUAUAUUUUAAAAACGAAUUUACUACUUUAAAUUUAGAACAAGUUAUUCAACGUUCUCACCAUUCAAACAGGAUGCAUCAAUCUCGCAUUAUAUAUCCCGACAGUGAAUUAAGAUCCAGAAAUACAAAUGAAGAUAUUAAUCGAAGAAAAGAUGUAAUUAUUGAUAAAAACAGAGAAAACUUAAAUGAAAAUAAUUUUAAAAAUAAACCAAAAGUAAAUGAGCAUAAUAGAAACGUAAUGAAAGAUGAUAGAUUGAAUAGAAAUGGAGAAAAACCUAAUGAUGAUAGUGUGAUUGGAACUAAAAUUAAACCAACUAUACCUGUAAAUCAAACCACAGAGGGACCAAAUGGCGUCGAAAAUAUAACAGUUGAAAUUGGAAAUAGAAAUAAUGUUGACGUUCCCGAAUUUUGCCCGAAUGGUUUUAGAAAGGAUUACAAUGGAGAAUGCCAAGAAAUAUUUAAAUAAAUGCGCAUUAGCAGUUUAAACGUUUCAUGUACCUUUUACAAAAUAUAGCAAUUUGUUUUACUUUACUGAAUAUAUUACUAUGUUAAGUGAACCGAAUAAAGGUUAAAAUUGUAUUAACAGACUAAAGUCAUUUAUGUAUCUUUCAC
This is a messenger RNA of Psylliodes chrysocephalus, 1083 nucleotides long. The record is from the annotation of a GenBank genome assembly. NCBI's taxonomy places the organism in Eukaryota, Metazoa, Arthropoda, Insecta, Coleoptera, Chrysomelidae.